Penaeus chinensis is the source of this 1311-nucleotide messenger RNA. Its product is annotated as ubiquitin-conjugating enzyme E2 D2B-like. The record is from RefSeq and is a predicted model, not a curated record. NCBI's taxonomy places the organism in Eukaryota, Metazoa, Arthropoda, Malacostraca, Decapoda, Penaeidae. Bases 74 to 523 code for a protein of 149 amino acids. The transcript is spliced from 4 exons.
UUCUUCUCAUAGUUAGCUGGCAUUGUAAAGGCUUUUAGUGUUUUGAGAGAUUUUACAGGAAAACAAUUCCAGUAUGUCAGCCCUGCAAAGGAUAACCAAGGAGCUGGAGGAUAUCGCAGACGACCCUCCAGGCCAGUGCUCUGCAGGGCCCGUGGGCAACGACCUCUUCCACUGCCGCGCGACCAUCAUGGGCCCCAAAGGCUCUCCGUUCGAGGACGGAAUCUUCGACCUCGCGAUUGACUUCCCCGGAGAUUAUCCUUUUCAGCCACCCAGGAUACGUUUCCUGACACCCAUCUACCACAUGAACAUCGACGCGGACGGAGAAAUUUGCCUCGAUAUUCUAGGCAAUGAGUGGAGUCCCGGCCUGUCACUCUCCAAAGUUCUGGUGAUGAUUGUCGCCCUCCUGAACGACCCCAACCCGGACGACCCGCUUCGAUGGGACGCUUGCGAGGAAUUCAGGAACGACGAAGAUUCCUACAACAAGACAGCGCGGAGGUGGACGUAUAUGUACGCUGUCCGUUGACCAGUUUUUUUUUUUUUUUUUUUUUUUUUUUUUUUUUUUUUUAAUCUGUUUGUGUUUCUCCUUGUUCUGUGUCGUUUUCUUAUCUUUUGGUUCUUAUGCUUACAUGCAUAUAUAUACAUACGUACAUACAUACAUACAUACAUACAGACAGACAGACAGACAUACAGACAUACAUACAUACAUACAUACAUACAGACAGACAGACGCACACACACACACAUACACAAACACACACACGUUUUUCUCAUGAUGUAUCGAAAAAAUACAUCGAUACAUUUACACGACCGAUUUGAAAUUUCAGUAAAUAUUUAUAAAUUGCAAAAUGACUCGCUUCCCCUUCAUUCUAUUUUUCACAAUUAUUUGUUCUUUAGGCGCUUCAUAAGCUGCAGAAAAUGAACUAGGCUUCAAAAUGCGAGUGUUUCAUUUAAAAAUCAGAGACAUUCAUUGUUCAAAACAAUGAUUAGCCUUUUUACCAUGAACGAACAAAAACAAAAAGAUUAAAAAAAACAACAAAAAAACUAAACAAUCCUACUUUGUGAAUAGAAGAUGAUAAAUAUUUAUAUUACGCAAGUUUGAAAAGCAUAUUUUCCCUACAAUAGAGUAUAGGAGAUGAUGUAUGGUGACACGUGUAUUGGUUUCAGUGUCGCUUUUACUGCUUUCGACGAAUCGCUGAAUCGGAAUCGCUUGAGGCAAUUUUCAAGUAGCGAUGUUUCGGUAGCGCCUUAAGAUAAUUCUGUGUAUUGAUGCCCAUCACUAGACAUGUAUGUGUGUGUGUGUGUGUGUGUGUG